CUUCAUCCUUCAGUCUCAAGUCUCAUUACUAAGCUUGGGUACAAAAACAAAAAAAAAGAUGAAUUCCAAGGCAUUUCUGUUUCUUGGCCUUUGUUUGGCUAUUUUUAUAAUGAUAAGUACUGAGGUUUUAGCAAGGGAGUUGGCUGAGACUUCCACCACUAUAGAGGAGGACUCUAAGAAAUCUGAACACAAGAAUGAAGUACAUGAAGCCCAAUAUGGAGGAUAUCCCGGUGGGGGAUACCCUGGUGGUGGCCAUCAUGGUGGUGGAUACCCUGGUGGUGGCCAUGGUGGUGGUGGAUACCCGGGCGGCGGUCGCGGUGGAGGUGGCCGUGGUGGUGGUGGAUAUCCUGGCGGCGGUCGAGGUGGUGGUGGUGGUAGACGUGGAGGAUACUGCCGGUAUGGUUGCUGCCGCCGCGAUUACCACGGUUGCUAUAGGUGCUGCUCCUACAAAGGUGAAGCCAUGGAUAAAGUCACUCAAGCUAAGCCUCAAAACUGAUCAUCAAGUGCAGCAAUAUUGUAUUAAAACUUUUGUAAUGGCAAAAAUGUAAUAUGGUAACGCUCUUGCUACUGUAGAGCUUGCCAUAAUUAAGAAGUAUGAAUAAAAGCCAUCUUACCUUGCUGUAA
This is a messenger RNA of Lycium barbarum (goji berry), 624 nucleotides long. RefSeq names its product glycine-rich protein-like. The record is from RefSeq and is a predicted model, not a curated record. Bases 59 to 496 code for a protein of 145 amino acids. Lineage: Eukaryota; Viridiplantae; Streptophyta; Magnoliopsida; Solanales; Solanaceae. The transcript has 2 exons.